UUUAGUUCAUCUCUUAUCGGACUACACAGGAUAAGCACUGCUGACCUGUAGGAGUGAGUGGCACAAUGGGCACAGCGGUACUGGCCCUGCUCGUCUUAGCAAGCCUCAGAGAUGGUCUAGCUUCAUUGGUUAUCAAGCCUUCUGGGAAUGAAAUUGUGGUACAGAAUGGUGAACCUCUCAAUUUAACAUGCACUGGAAAUGAAAAUGCAAAAUGGAAUUUCACAAAUGUUCAACAGAGAUUACUUGUUCAGAAAAAAAUUCAAGUAGUAAAUAACACAGUAAAAAUACCAAAAGCCGGUUACAGCAAUGUUGGAACCUACACAUGCAGUUCCAACUCUACUAAUUCGUCAGAACAAGCAUCAGUGCAUGUCUUUGUAAAAGAUGCAACAAAACUGUGGAACACAUUGACAAACACAGUGCGUAUUGAUGAAGAUGAAGAUGCCCUUCUUCCAUGUCUGUUAACAGAUCCAUCUCUUGCCCUACAUGAAAUUUCUUUAACACCUUUAAUUGAUAGGAGCCCCAAUGUAUCAUUUGAUGCUAAGAAAGGAUUUUACAUCUACAAUGUUCAGAUGGCUGAUGAAGGAGAUUACUUUUGUCAGGUGAAAGGGUUUCCCAAAGGCUCCAGCAAAAUUAAGCUGAUUGUCAAUGAAGUUCCUAAAGAUUUCCCAUCUGUCACUCUGUCAUCAUUGGAGAAUAUUAGAAUUCAAGGGGAAUCCUUCGAGAUUAAAUGUACAUCAAUUAGCACUAUCAUGAACUCUCAAAUCACGUGGGAACACGCAGGAAAAAAUGUAACAAAAGACCAGAAAUAUCAAUUCAUUGAAAAAAAUUGGAUCGUUGAAUCCACCCUACAAAUUCUAAACGUGGACUUCAGUGACAGCGGGCACUACACGUGUACCGGAGACCUUGGAGGGAAAUCCAGUAGGGUUUCAGCCAACCUGCAAGUUAUAGAAAAAGCCUGCAUUAAUAUCUCAACAUCAGAAAAUCAAAGUAUUUCAUUGCUUGCGGGUCAAAGUGUGGGACUGACAGUCAUCAUUGAAGCAUACCCUGAUAUUCUAUCCUGGAAUUGGGUACAUCACACUUCUGACAAUGCACUGAAUGUUUCCACACAAGGAAAUAUGCUGCCCAAUGGAUCUUACAGGAGCACAAGCACUUUGAUUCUAAAUCGAAUGCAGGAAAAUGAAGAAGGAACCUAUACCUUUUAUGCAGCCAACUCACAGACCAAUGCUUCUCUGUCCUUCAACAUAAUACUAUACAAGCCUCCUAAAGUUGAAAUAUCCAUAACAGAAUUUAAUGGGACCCACAGCGUGACUUGCAAUGUAAAGGGGACCCCACGGCCAGAAAUUCAGUGGUUGCAAUGCUCAAGUACAAGCUGUAUAAAAGAACCAAUAAAAGGUGAAGUGAUUGAUGUCCAACCGGGCGAAGUAAAAAGUAUUCUGAACUUCAAUGAGAGUGUCAGUAACAUGACCAUACUCUGCCUAGCUUCCAACCUUGCAGGGAACCAUUCUGCUCCGGUUAAAUUUACUAGCCAUGUAUAUAAAGUAACUAAAGAGCCAGAGCUUCAAUUCUUCAACACCUUAUUGAUCGCAAUGGCCGUAGUUGGGGCUUUUCUUCUGCUGCUGUCAAUGUUCUUGUUCUAUAAGUAUCAGCAGAAACCAAAAUUUGAAGUUCGCUGGCAGAUAGUUCAAGUGUCUGAAGGCAACCAUUAUACCUGUAUUGACCCAACACAGUUACCAUAUAACGAGAAGUGGGAGUUCCCAAGAACAAAUCUGCAAUUUGGAAAGACCCUUGGAGCCGGUGCAUUUGGGAAAGUCAUGGAAGCAACAGCCUUUGGGAUGGGGAAAGAUGACUCUGCUCUAACAGUAGCUGUAAAAAUGUUAAAACCCAGUGCACAUUCAGAUGAAAAGGAGGCCUUGAUGUCCGAGCUGAAAAUUCUCAGCCACCUGGGACACCACCAGAACAUUGUUAACCUUCUGGGUGCAUGUACAUCUGGAGGCCCGAUUCUGGUGAUCACGGAAUACUGCCCACAUGGUGACCUGCUUAACUUCUUGAGGAGAAAAACAGAAUCAAUUAACGAUAUGUUUACUGCCUAUUUGACUGAUUCCACCGGCAACUACAAAAACAUCUCUGUGGAGCAAAAAUAUGUGAGUGACAGUGGAUGUAGAAGUGAGGGCGUGUCUUCUUAUGUUGAUAUGAAACCAGUAACUUCCAGGAAAAAGUCAACAGAAGGAAAUUCUUUGAUGGAAGAAGAUGACACGGAUGAUCAUUUGCCUUUGGAUCUUUAUGAUCUUCUGAACUUUUCACUUCAGGUUGCCCAGGGAAUGUCAUUUUUGGCCUCUAAGAAUUGCAUUCACAGAGAUGUCGCUGCCAGAAACGUGUUGGUAACUCAGGGUCGUGUUGCCAAGAUCUGUGACUUUGGACUUGCCAGGGACAUUGAGAACGACAGCAACUAUGUUGUGAAAGGAAAUGCUCGUUUGCCAGUGAAGUGGAUGGCCCCAGAGAGCAUCUUUGAUUGCAUCUAUACAGUGCAAAGUGAUGUCUGGUCGUAUGGAAUCUUUCUGUGGGAAAUGUUCUCUCUUGGCAGAAGCCCUUAUCCUGGUGUUAUUGUAAACAGGAAGUUUUACAAGAUGAUAAAAGAAGGCUACAAAAUGGAUUGCCCGGAUUAUGCUCCAUUGGACAUAUAUCGCCUCAUGAAGUCAUGCUGGGAUCUGGAACCUACUAAUCGGCCAACUUUUAGCCAGAUAACCGAUCUUGUCAACAAGCAAAUGAGUCUUAACAAAGAUCAGGAGUAUGCAAACAUCAUUAGUGGCCAGCAAGAUGAAGACUGCAUGGUUUCAAAGUGUAUGGAUACCCAAGAGCCUCUUAUUAAAGGGAACAAUUACCAGUUCUGCUGAUCCUGAUACAGCCACAAAGGACUAAAGGGAGAAUCUGGCAAGCCUACAGAAGGUGGAAUGUGAUGUACAGUACAUUCCACAUAUUAAGUUUGGACAAGGGCAUUUUAUACUGUAUUAAGCUAAUGACACCCACUCUCUCUACAUGAAGCUCAGAGGGGUGUGGACAAAUGUAGCAUUAAUGUCACAGCACUGGAAACGCUAUGCAAUUACUCUGCUAGAUCAAUUAACAUUGCAAGAUACACUGACAAUCAUAC
Molecule: messenger RNA, 3145 nt
Organism: Nanorana parkeri
Lineage: Eukaryota; Metazoa; Chordata; Amphibia; Anura; Dicroglossidae
Gene: CSF1R
Product: colony stimulating factor 1 receptor
Exons: 21
Coding region: 66-2891 (941 amino acids)
Biological process (GO): cytokine-mediated signaling pathway; osteoclast differentiation; protein phosphorylation
Cellular component (GO): CSF1-CSF1R complex; signaling receptor complex
Molecular function (GO): cytokine binding; macrophage colony-stimulating factor receptor activity; ATP binding
Source: RefSeq, a predicted model, not a curated record